AGCUCGAAAAAUUUCUGGCACUUUUUAGUAGUAAUAUCAAUAAGGAUAAAGAUAAAGGUGGGGAAAUGAUAGAAAAAGUUAGAACUUUUCCAGUAUCAACUAUUCGAACAUUUGAAGGCGAAGACCCUCUUGACGACAUUUUUUUGGUCAAAAUUAAUAAGAAUGAACACGUAGAUGGUCUCAAACAUGCUGUCAAAGCGAGAAAACAACAAAAGUUUGCAGAAGUUGACCCAAAAGAACUAAGGUUGUGGAAAGUAGAUAUUACGCUCGAUAAACCCAAUGAAAAGUUGGAAGUACUUGAAAACCAAGAAUGUGCCGUAAUUAAAGAACGCUUAAAAGGGAUGAAGCUUGUUCCAUUUAAGAAAAUUAUCGAGUACUUCUCUGAAGUUCCAAAAGAAAAUCAUCUUAGCAUCAUUAUUGAACGUCCACCAGUGAUUAAAAGCAUUUCGAGUCUAGAAGUAUAUCAAGCGUCACUAAAUGAUAUAAAGCACAAAAUUCUCGACACCCUUCCUUUACCGCAAGAUACGACAGCAGAUAUUUUGGCGUUACGUUUUAGCAGAGAGAAUGACAAAAGCUCUGAAGAACUGGAAUUUAAAAAUGAUAAAAAUUUCCAAGAAUAUCUCAAAUACUGUAUCAUGACUUCGUCUUUGUCGCUUAAAGUCCAAGUAUAUACAUUACAAAAAGCAUUUUCUGAAUGGAAACUUGGAACGGUUUGUGAUCUAUUCGAAUUGCCAUCUAAUUUCCAUGGAAUCGACAGUUUUGAAGAUUCAAAAGCGGAAGAGUUGUUAAAACAUUUCUAUAAAGAUCUUAAGCUCCGUAAAAAAGCCAUUCAUGAACAUGACGUCCAGGGAAAAUAUGGGCGAGGACCACUGGAUUUCUGUUUAUAUCUAAAAGGAAUAAUCAUCGGCGUUGUGGAGGUGAAGAAAGAAGACUUUGAUCAGGGCGUGGCGCAGACCGCUAUGCAACUUCAUUGUUCACUUGAG
Messenger RNA from Racocetra fulgida, 983 nucleotides. The record is from the annotation of a GenBank genome assembly. NCBI's taxonomy places the organism in Eukaryota, Fungi, Glomeromycota, Glomeromycetes, Diversisporales, Gigasporaceae.